Messenger RNA from Acaromyces ingoldii, 1907 nucleotides. RefSeq lists its product as hypothetical. NCBI's taxonomy places the organism in Eukaryota, Fungi, Basidiomycota, Exobasidiomycetes, Exobasidiales, Cryptobasidiaceae. Gene Ontology annotation, molecular function: transketolase activity. Gene Ontology annotation, cellular component: cytosol. The record is from RefSeq and is a predicted model, not a curated record. The transcript has 4 exons. Bases 1 to 1713 code for a protein of 570 amino acids. Gene Ontology annotation, biological process: pentose-phosphate shunt.
AUGGACAUGCUCAAGCUCUAUCACACGCAGGGGUUUCUCCACUCACAGGCUGCAGGCCAUCCCGAAAUUGAGUUCGAGGGUAUCGAGGUGACCACGGGAUCACUAGGCCAGGGAUUUGCCAGCGCAGCCAGUUUAGCCAUGGCCAGCAAGCAUCUCGGGGACAAAGUCAACGUCGAAGGAUUCGAGAUUGUUAACAACAAAGUGUGGUGCAUGACCGGAGACGGAUACCUGCGGGAGGGCCGCGCAACUCUUUCCCUGGCGGGCCAUCUGCGACUCAAUAGACUCAGUAUUUCGUACGACAAUAAUGGCGUGUCCAUCGACAGCAAGAUCGACACAUGUUUCACCGAGGACACCUCCGCGAAGCUCCUUGCACUGGAGUGGCACGUGAUUGAUGUUGGGCACGACGCUACCGACGACCCUAUUGCUAUACAAAAGGCAAUGCAAGAGGGCAAAGCAAGCGUGGCAGACAAGCUAAUCUUUAUCAACACCAGCACCACUAACGGAAUCAUGUCGGAGAGUGCAGGUCUUCCAGCAGCGCACGGAUCUGCGCUGGGAGACGCUGAGGUGGAGCGGGUCAAAAAGGCACACAAGCAGGACCCCUCGCAAAAGUACGUAUUGGAUGAGCGAGUCUAUGACUCCUUCAAGCCCAUCAGCGCUUCAAUGGCCGUCGCGAUGUCAACUGCACUGCUCUCCUCCCUACCGAGCAAGUCCUUCCGCAGGAGUGAAUUUGCAACGCGCAAGGCGUCUGGUAUUGUCAUUGCCAAGCAGGGACUGAUGCUGCCCCAAUUUAUGGCCGAGUCCGCCGAUCUGAUGGACUCGACGUUUGUGGCCUGGUCCAAGGUUCUCUCCAUGACAUUUCGGUCUCCUGACCUCUCCAAAUCCGGGGAGGACGGCAGCUUCGCUGGCCGACAGAUCAAUUACGGGAUUCGCGAGCUCGCCAUGGUUGUCGUCGCCAACGGAUUGACCACCUAUCAUACCAACGCGAUCCUCCCCGUGGUGUCAACCUUCUUCAUGUUCCUUCUUUACGCGGCGCCUGCCGUCCGAAUGGCUGCUCUCCAGCGCCUCCGAGUCCUUCUAUUGCCACCCAACAGAAUUGGCAUAAAUGAAGACGCACCGAAUUACCGCCCGAUUGCGCUCGCAAGCUUCUUCUGUGCUAUGUCCGGCAUCAACUACCUGAGGCCUGCCGAUGCCGAGGAAGUCAUGGGCGCUUGGACGACGGCGGUACAGGCCAACGUGCCAUCACUGCUCUCGCUCAGCAGGCAGGCGAUGCUCCUCCUUGAGCAGACGUCUCGAGAGGGGGGCAUGCCGAACCUCAUUUUAAUCUCUACGGGCUCUGAAGUGCAUCUCGCAAUCGAGGUGGCCUCGGUGCUGACCUCCGACGCGUGCGUAACGAGGGUAAUUUCCACGCCCUGUCAGGCUCUCUUCUUUGAUCAGCAAUCAGCCGAGUACAAGUUGGAAGUGCUGCCGAUGACCGCUGGCGCGCUCGUCGUGGCCACCGAAGCUUGGUCUUCCUUUGGCUGGGCCAAAUACGCCCACGCGUCAGUCGGCAUGCACUCAUAUGGCACUUCCGCGUCCGCCGACCUUCUCUACGAGCACUUUGGUUGUGAGCUAGAGAGUAUUGCCAUUCGCGUCCGAAAGUCUCGCCAAAGACACACGAAGAAUGGCUCCGUCAUGGUGCCGGCUGUCGACAAGUUCAAGGAACUUUUGUUGUAGAUGUGCGGCUCUCCAGCUUUUCGCCGAGCAGAGCGCGAGCGAGAUCAUCCAACGAGCCCUCUAGGCUCUUUGACUUGAGCUCGUACUUUCACUGUGCAAGGCACUACGGCAAAGGAGUAUCUUGCUGCUGUGGUGGCUCUCGCCACUUUGAUUUCACUAACUUUCCUAUUUUCAAGCAUCUUCAAUCACGCUCC